Fusarium venenatum is the source of this 789-nucleotide messenger RNA. Its product is annotated as ubiquitin-related domain-containing protein. The record is from RefSeq and is a predicted model, not a curated record. Lineage: Eukaryota; Fungi; Ascomycota; Sordariomycetes; Hypocreales; Nectriaceae.
AUGUCGGCUCCAGCGGACUCCACCAUGAGCGGUGGUAACGCUGCGCCAGUUGAAACUUCGCGGCUCGAACAGCCUAACGAUGCUGUAGCCAUGGAAAGCAUUACCAACCCGUCCGAGCAGAAGCCUGCCGAUCGCGAGCGCGAGUCUGCCGAUAAGACGAGCGCAGCUGAACCUGAGCCAACACCCUCGACCAACGUGCCAGCACCAUCCGAGAACAUCGAUCAACCAACCACCGCAGCACCAGCUUCGCCAAAGGGCAAGGAAAAGGAGACAGCACCUCCACCACCGACUAAGCAAGACUCAAAUUUGGGCAUAGGACCCGCCGUAGAUGAUAUUCGGGAGAUCUCAGGGGGUUCUUCAGAUGGGCCUGUUUGUACCAUCACACUUCUCCUUACUUCAGGAAGCCGACAUCCGUACAAGAUUGAUGCCAAAUACUUGAGCCGGAGGAACGUGGAUAUUCCGGACCAGACAGAGAAUGGCCUUCCGGACCCGUUUAGUAUUAGCAUUUACACCCUAAAGGAAUUGAUAUUGAGAGAAUGGAGGAGUGAUUGGGAAGCCAAGCCUACCAGUCCUAGCAGCAUCAGGCUGAUUCACUUUGGAAAGCUAUUAGACGACAAGGAGCAGCUGAAGAAGUACCAGCUUUCGACGGAGAGCCCCAACGUGGUGCACAUGAGUAUUCGGCCACAAGAUCUUGACGAGGAGGAGCCUAAGAGUGGAAGCAAGAAUCUUUCAUCAAGUGGUGGCGAUGGCCAACGUUCCCGAGGUGGAGGCUGCUGCGUCGUCUUGUAA